ACCUUGUGGUAUGUGUCUAAAAAGCAGCGGUCAUUUUCGUGUCUCUAAAUAAAAUGGAUAAGAUAUUGCGUCUUGUCUCUCAAACAACUUUUUGGAAAUGAGAUUUCAAUUGCUGAAUCAGUGUGAAACUGUCUUGGUCGAUAUAUUCAGUUAAUUGAUAUAGUAAAGUGGAAAACUGAGCAAUAGCGUUGCUCUGAAUAAUUGUCGAGUUAACUGCAUAUAUAAUUGAAAAGUACAAUAGGUUAUGCGUUCGAAAAUACCGAAUAGUAUUGAAGAAGUUGAGAAGUCGGUCUCAUCAUUUCAACCGCUUACUUUAUCUAAACAAACAAGUAACAGCUCUGUCGAUUCACCGAAUCCAACUCGAGAUCCACAUGUUAUGCAAGAAUUGAUCAAUAAUGUUGAAGAUGUUUAUUAUUCAAUGACAUUUGACUCUGGAAAAUAUGAAAUUGAAAAUAUUGCUGGACCAAAUUGUCGUGAAUUAUCCAAAUUAAAAUUGCGUCUUUUAGCAUUGGAUCGUCAAAAUAAAGCUGUAUCUAGACGUGUUUCUGAAUUGGUUCUAGAAAAACAUCCACAAUAUGAAGCGGAAUUGAAAGGUGUUUUAUCAUUACAAUCAGAUAACUGGGAAACAUUGUGCAUGUGUCGAGAAAUUAGAAACUCAUUAAAACAAGCUGACAAAACAUUGGUCUUAUCACGACUAAUUGUUUUACGUAAUCACCGUAGACAAUUAAGGCUAAAACAAACACUGAAUAUUUUAUUUCGACUGCGUAAUCUACAAAAUAAUGUUCACCGGCUUGAUACACUCAUUAAACAAGGUGACUUUUAUGAUGCUAUUCAACUACAUCGUGAAAGUCUUGUCCUUUUGGAAGAUUUCCGUUCAUACCGGUGUAUUGAAUCCAUACAUAGCAAGUUGAAAGCAUCAGAAUUACGUAUUGAUGAGAAAUUAGAUUCAGAAUUACAAAGAAGCUGCGAACAUUUUGACGAAAAAUCAUAUUCAACUGUUCAGCGUGCAUUUGAAUUACUAGGAAGUACUCAGACAACAUUUGCUCAAUUACAAAUGCAUUAUGUAGCAGCUAUACAACGUAAAUCAUUCUAUCUAGUUCAAUUUCAUGUGCAUUCAGCAUCUGAGCCAGAUACAUCAGGGAAUAAGAUAAUUUCUGAUCAUUCAUAUUCAGAAUUAUGUCAACAACUUCCACAUUGGACUUUACUACGAUGUUUGAGAUCGAUUUGUCAAAAUAUGUGGGAAAUUCUAUUAUGUUAUCAUCGUACAAUUCAAUGGCAUAAAAAUCGAGCGUCUGGCAAAAGUUCAUCCGAAACAUAUCCGUCUGUAUCUAGUCACACUAAACAUAAAUCAUUUACUUCAAAUUCUCUACUUAAUAAUUCCAAAUAUCAUAAACCGAAAUUAAAAGUUGACAAUAUUAAUCGUGAUGAUAUUGUUAUCACUACUGAAACUGAUCAAGACAGUAGUACGGUGACGAAAUCAUCCGUUAUCAUAAAUAAUGAUCAUGGUUGUGAUCCACAGUUGGCCAGACAAUGGCAUGAUUAUGUUACGUGUAAAUUAGAUUCUGGUCGGUCACGUAUAUGGUCAGAAAUCAUUUCACGUAUUGAACCAAUUUUAAAUGUUGUUAGUCAACUUGCCAGAGAUAUGACAUUUGAUCAGAUUGCGUCAUUAUUAUCUACUAUUAAUCAUUUUGUACAUAUAGGUGAAGAAUUUUGUGAAUGUUCACCGAAUGAACUACUGGAAGCUUUACGAAUUUCAAUCCAAAAAUAUUUUAAAGACUUUCAUCGAAAGCAUAUGGACCGACUUAAAAUGUUCUUAGAAAACGAAACGUGGAAAAUAUGUCCUGUCAAGCAUUCAUUUACUGUAAUGGAUCUUCAGGAAUUUAGAGCAGUAAAAGAUUUAUUUGAAAGUAAUACAGCUAACAACAAUAUUACUAAUAAUGGCAACGGUACUCAUGUUAAUAAAAGCAUUACAGUUAAUGGGUUGAGCAAAGUCUCAGAUAGCAAUAAUAAUAAUAAUAAUAAUAAUAAUAAUAAUAAUAAUAAUAAUAAUAAUUCAACAAUAACCGUUUCAAAACUACAAAAUAAACAGUUAUUCGCUUUCCCUUAUACCUUUGUGCAAUUCCCUGAGGAUCCCGAGAAUAGUAAUAUUAAUGAUAACAGUAAUAACAAUAAUGUUAGUGGCAAUAAUCAUCUUGGUCAAACUGAAACUAACUCCCCUAGUUUAAUGAAUUCAUCGUCAGCAUCAAACGAUAUUAUGGCUACACAAAGGUCAAAUACAAAGUUUUCUUCCAAUAAUACUGAUCAUAAUCAUGGUGAUAAUGAUAUUCAUAGUCAUGUUAAUGAUAAUGCCAAGUUGAUUACCAUUUCACAAAACAAUUUCUCUAAUGAUACAUCGUUUUCAAAUGAUCAUAGUGGGCCACUUUUAUCAACAACUACAUUAGAAGUUCUUCGUUUGAUCGGCCGUUACUUACAAAUGAUGAGACUUUUGAAGCCGAUUGCUGGUGAAGUAAUGCAUUGUCUAUGUCAAGUAUUUGAUUAUUAUUUGUACUCUAUUCUUAAUCUAUUUGGUCCUAUUCAAAUAUCAAAUUCAUCUGAAUUUCCAGAACGUUUACGGACAACAAUAAAACGUAUCAAUGAACGUUUAAUAACAACUGAUAAUCAUCAAAGUAUUUUAACGGGGGAUCGAUUUUCCCUUCCAUUGCAUGGACCUAUUGAAUUAUUGCAUACAUUAAAUCCUACUGACAAUAAUCCGACAAUCGGAGAUGAUAAUAUUAAUAAACGUGAACACCAAUUAAUACAAAUUUACGUCGUCGCAGUUGAGUCAGUUAUUUUCCUGGCAGACAUUUUAGAGACAGUUCUUCUUCCGCAUUUAACAGCAUGUCUUCCGGAUAAUAAACGUGGUCUAGCACUUGUAUUCCGUGAACAAUCUUUAAUGGCAGCAAGACAAAUCCGCGAACCAUGUGCAAACGAGCUGGCACCACAUUUGCUGAAUAUCAUAAUCGCAAAUAAAAUAUGGCCAAUAGGAUCCAAUACAAAUCAGCAACAACAAACUAUCGACAAAGAAUCGUCUAUUCCAAAUAAUAAUAACAAUACAAGCUCACCAUCUCCAUCAUCAGUACAUAACAACUUAAUUGUAUCAACUUCAGAUUCAAUUGACAUAUUAACUAUGCAUAUAUGUGCAAUGAAUUGGUCAAUUAAAGAAGUGGCUAACACACCAAAUUCAUAUGUUUAUGAUAUAAAUAUUAAUGUAUUUCAUCCUUUAUCAUUAAUUUUACAAAACAUAUCAAAAGAAUUUCAUUUACAAGAUCAUGUAUUUAUGAUUGUUAUUUGGAAAGCAUUAUUAUCUUGUUUGGCAUCACAAUUACUUGAAGCUUUAAGUCGUGUACAACAAUGUUCAGAUGAAGGACGUGGUCAAAUGUUAUUAGACAUACAAACUUUAGCUGUAUACGCUCAAUCCGCUAGUAAAAUACGGUCAUUUCCUAGACUGGAUUAUGUAAUUGAAUAUAUUCAGGCAUUCUACAUACCUAUACACGAAUGGGAACAUUGGUUAACUAACUAUGGGACUAAAUAUUCACGAUCUCAGUUAACUGGACUUGCAUCAUGUCUUUCACGAUCUGAUAAACGUCAAUAUCAACGACUUAUAAACACAAUAAAUCAAAUUUACAAUACAACAAAUCAAACGAAUUCAUUUGGAAAUGGUUUGUUGACCACUACGACGAGUUGA
Molecule: messenger RNA, 3724 nt
Organism: Schistosoma spindalis
Lineage: Eukaryota; Metazoa; Platyhelminthes; Trematoda; Strigeidida; Schistosomatidae
Source: the annotation of a GenBank genome assembly